This is a messenger RNA of Echinops telfairi (small Madagascar hedgehog), 2703 nucleotides long. It is a transcript of the gene CCDC62, whose product is annotated as coiled-coil domain containing 62. The record is from RefSeq and is a predicted model, not a curated record. The transcript is spliced from 13 exons. NCBI's taxonomy places the organism in Eukaryota, Metazoa, Chordata, Mammalia, Afrosoricida, Tenrecidae. The coding region runs from base 74 to 2113 and encodes 679 amino acids.
GGGCGGGCGCGCCUAUGGCGUUUCUAAGGUGACACUGUCCUCCCGACUUUUCCCCAGGGCGGAGGAAAAGCCCAUGAACUCUUCGGCGACCUUGUUCUCCGGGCGCCAGAACAUCGGGUCAGAAGCUGAGAUUUCCACUAUUGAGAAACAGCGGAAAGAACUGCAGCUGCUAAUUGGAGAAUUAAAAGAUCGAGAUAAAGAGCUCAAUGAGAUGGUCACAGUACAUCAGAGGCAACUUCUCUCAUGGGAGGAGGACCGGCAGAAAGUGCUGACUUUGGAAGAGCGUUGCAGCAAAUUAGAAGGUGAACUGCAUAAAAGAAGUGAAAUCAUCAGGUCCCUCACAAAGAAAGUGAAAAGCUUGGAGACAAAUCAAAAUGAUUGCCAGGUGACUCUUCAGAAGACUCAGCAACAACUGCAGGAGAUGGCUCAGAGGGCAACCCAUGCGUCUCUCCUCUCAGAAGACCUCGAGGGUAGAAACCAAAAUCUCAGCAGCACGUUAGUGGACCUUUCUGCCCAGGUAGGACAGUUACAAGCGCGAGAACAAGCACUCACCACAAUGAUAAAGCUAAAGGAUAAAGAUAUCAUCGAGGCAGUGAACCACAUUUCAGACUGUUCGAGCAAGUUUAAAGUUCUGGAGCAUGCGCUUCGGGAUGCCAAGGUGGUGGAGGCCAGCAUAAUGAAGGAAAAGCAAGAUUGCAAGCAGAAAUUAAAAACACUUAAGAUUGAAAUUAAUAAGCUGAAAGAGGAGCUGAAUGAAAAGACAACAGAAAAUAAUGACCAGCGAGAAGAGAUCAUUCGCCUCAAGCAAGAAAGAAAUUACCUUCACGAUGAGUUGGUUCUUACUGCAGAAAGAGAAAAGAGGAAGGAUGAUUUGCUAGAUAUUGCAAAGUCAAAGCAAGAGCGGACAAACACGGAACUGCACAAUCUGAGACAGAUCUACGUGAAACAGCAGCGGGACCUGCAGUUUCUUCACUUCAAUGUGGAAAAUUCUCAGGAAUUCUUACAGCUAUAUGACUCAAAGAUGGAGGAAUCCAAGGUCCUCGAAUCUAGCGGAAACAUGUGUUUGUCAGACCUUGAAACUAGCCACUCCAAAGCCGCUGUUAAGAGGGAGAAAGAGCAGAAGUUACUGGUUAAGGACCAAACAUUUGAGACCCUGUUGAUUCAGCAAAACAGGUCCGACAAGAGCUCUUACGAUGUUUGCAAAGAGAAGAAACUGCAGGUUAGCCCCUCCUUUGGGGAAAAAGGUGUAACAACUCUUUCAUCUCUGUUUGCAAAAGACUCAGUGGAGAAGCCAAAGUCUUGGUCUCUGGGAGGAAAACUCCAAAUUGAACCUGAGAACAAAGGCCUGUUCUGUAAGAUCCAUACAAAAUCACCCAAAGCUGGCGAGUCGGGGACUUCAAACCAAGAGAAACACCUGUCUGAGGUGUGCUUAGCUGAUGAAAAGCAGUGGCAUGAUGUCAGUGUGUACCUGGGCCUGGUUCCCCUCUCCGACUCCAGACCACCUGAAAAGCCCAGUGAGGACUGUCAGGAGCCAAAGGACAGGCCGGAGACAUCUUACCGCCCGAACAGUGAGGCCUGUCUGAGCGAAAGUGACAUCUUUGAAUCCAAGUGCUGCCGCCCAAGCAACUUUGUGGUUGAGGCCCCCGGGUACAUGUCUGAUGUCCAGUGGAUGAGCCUUUUCAAGCCGUAUAAAGUAGACAGACUCGUCCGCCAGAAAGCUAUAUGCACGUGCUCCGAGAGCAUCAGUGGGGUGAAGUUCCGCUCCUCGGCCAGUGAACCCGUCAUCACCGUGCAUCAUGCCUCGUGCUUGGUUGCUUCAAGUUCUACGUUAAGAGAGGAUGAGAAGUUCGUAGGGACAGACCCUUCUUUGGAUAAAAAGAAUUCUUCUAAGGUUCUGUUAAUCCCCCAAGAGGCAGUGCUGCCCAGUGAAAAGGGCAAUUGUUCUCCUACAAGUAAGCUUCAGCGUUUGCUGGCCGAGUCCCGUCAGAUGGUGUCUGACCUGGAGCUGAGCACACUGCUGCCCCUCAGCUCCGAGAACCUCAGCAGCAGUGACCAAAACAUCUUAGAAGUCUCAGAAGAGUCAGCUGAUGGAAAUGCCUUAGUAAGUAAUUGAAGAAAACAAAAGCCAACUUCAGUCAUCAGUGUGGUCAUGGUGUUCCGUUUUCAGGCUAACCAUUUUCCUGUGUUAGGAGCAUGUCUGCAAAGCAGGAAUCAUGCAGCACGAUGACAACAACAACGACGAGACUCUUCCGUAAAGGGAGGGCUCGAGGAGCAGCCCUCCCCAGGGGACCCUCAGCUGGAGCAGGGGCCCAGCUCCUUCAGGCUAGGCACCAUGCGACCUUACUCUCUGCAGCUCUCAAGCCUGGGCAGCCCUUGGGGUGGAAACCAUAUAAUCAAAGUUCACGGACGGCGCUCUUCUUUCAUGAUGUGAGUUCUGCGCCUGCUGUGUCAGCACACGGAGGAAGGACUUGCAACUGGCCAAAGCUCCCAGUGCUGAGCAGCGGGGGUCUUCCUGCCUACUGUACAUACGCAAGCUUGCUAGAGGAUCAGGUUUAUGUGCGUGUUUGGGUUGUGCGCUUUUUUUAUCAUUAAAGACUAAAACCCUUUAACUUUUAAUUGUAAAGGGAUUUUUCAAAAACCGAAUGUCUGCUUUGAUAAUCGACCUGCUCUGUCAAUAAAUAGUAUUUUUAAUAGUAAAGAAAA